Molecule: messenger RNA, 1380 nt
Organism: Onychostoma macrolepis
Lineage: Eukaryota; Metazoa; Chordata; Actinopteri; Cypriniformes; Cyprinidae
Product: SLAM family member 9-like
Exons: 6
Coding region: 80-943 (287 amino acids)
Source: RefSeq, a predicted model, not a curated record
UCAAUCUCUAUCGUGGGAGGAUGCACACACCACAUGAAGAGACUGAGAGUCUCUAGACUUCACUGAACAGCUGAAGAAAAUGGUUUGCACGUUUGUUUUGUUCUCUUUGUGCUGCUGGUGUUUGACUGGUGUGUUUGGUGAGUCAGUGUCAGUGAUGGAAGGAGAUUCUGUCACUCUGAACACUGAUGUUACUGAAAUACAUGAAGAUGAAGACAUACUGUGGAAAUUUGGAGCUGACAAGUCUCUCAUAGCUCAAAUCAAGACAGAGAAACAAAUCUUCCCUGAUGGGAGAUUCAGAGACAGACUGAAGCUGGACAGACAGACUGGAUCUCUGAUCAUCACAAACAUCACAACUCAACAUGCUGGACGCUAUGAAGUAAAGAUUAGCGGAGCAAAACGGUUAACUAAAACAUUCAAUGUUUCUGUCUAUGCUCGUCUGCCCACUCCUGACAUUACCAGAGUUUCUUCACAAAAUCAUCUAUCAUUAUCAUCAUCAUCAUCAUAUUGUUCAUCGGUGUGUUCAGUGGUGAAUGUGAGUCAUGUGACUCUCUCCUGGUACAAAGGAAACAGUUUAUUGUCCAGCAUCAGUGUGUCUGAUCUCAGCAUCAGUCUCUCUCUACCUCUGGAGGUGGAAUAUCAGGAUAACAACACCUACAGCUGUGUGCUCAACAAUUUAUUCACUAACCAGACUCAACAUCUCAAUGUCACUCAAAUUUGUCAUAUUCACUCAGAUCAGAGUCUACCCUUUUUUUACAUGUUACUGAUUUGUGCUGCUGGAUCUCUGUUGAUUGUAGCUGCAGUCAUAAUGUGCUGCAGGAAAUGUAGAAAAACAGUCGACACCCAGGAGGAAGACAGAAUGGAUGCAGUAUUGUGUGAACCAACAACAAGAAAAACGAAAUCAAAGAUGGAUACUGUGUAUGAAAAUGUCCCCAAAAAACGAUGAUCAAAUACCAUAUCUAGAACUGACAUUAGAGUUCAUACGACAAUACCUCACACAGACCUUUUGGUUUUGUUCACAUUUAUUCACAUUUACUUAUUUAUUUUUUUCACUGUUUGUAAACAAUGUUUUUAGCUUGUACUGCAACUAUACUAAAAGUGAACUUCUAGGUAUACUGAUAGUUUACUAAUAAAAUACUUGUAGUAGCAUUUUUAUUACACUAUGAAGUAUAGUCUCAGCAAACUACUUGUUUAUUAGUUUUAUACUGCAAGUAUACUCGUAAGUUUUCUUUAAGUGAACUUUAUAUAAUAUUUUAAGUAUACUAUGUCCCUAUUUAGGUAUUAAUUUGUAUAUAUUUUGUUAUAUGAAUAUCUGAACAUACAAAACAUCAAAAGAAAGAACAGGGCAUCUGCUUGUAAACAAAAUAAAAACAUUUUAUUCUA